Messenger RNA from Lasiodiplodia theobromae, 924 nucleotides. Its product is annotated as ATP-dependent DNA helicase CHR12. The transcript has a single exon. The coding region runs from base 1 to 924 and encodes 307 amino acids. The record is from RefSeq and is a predicted model, not a curated record. NCBI's taxonomy places the organism in Eukaryota, Fungi, Ascomycota, Dothideomycetes, Botryosphaeriales, Botryosphaeriaceae.
AUGAAUCGCAAUUUCUGGAAGUUGCCGCAGGAACUCAAGGACAUAAUAUUCGAAUCGAUGUUCGAGCACCCGGACGACUGCUGGCCCAAGGAUAUCAUGACGUUCCCAUGGAAAGAUGUGAACGUAGAAUUCACGCGCUGGCGGCUCCCCCAGAGCCUUCUACCGGUCAGAAGGCCGCACGUGAAAGUCUACGACGACUACAUCAAGAUCACUGGAGUGUCGUACUGCCAAAGCGCGAUAUGGGACCAGAGGGUUCUCGAAGAAUUGAUGGCACAGCCAGAGAUUACCAUCGAGAUCGAGACCAAGGUUAACUACCUCCAGCAAGUUCAACAGCCUCUUCAUGAGCUGCACACGGUCCCGCCUUGUCUGCCGGCUCAGGUACUGUCACUCGUCGACAUAUUAAGGAAGUACGAUCAGUCAAAGAGACAGAUCGUGGUCUGGCUUGAAAUCACGAUGUACUCCCCGCCCUGGUAUCCUCCCAAUGUCUCGAAGCCGCUCCAGAUCGCACUCGACGGGAGAGGCAACCAGGUCAGUCCAGCCUGGGAGAACUUCUCGAUAUCAGACACGGAAAAGCUGGCACGUUGCCUCAUGAGACCAUUCAUGAUCUUGGAGAAUGUGGAAGGAAUCUUCCGGAUGGACGUGAAGACGCGGAGCGGAACCAUCAAGUUCAAUGGAAGCGCCGUAUGGGUGCUAUGGAAGCAAAACUGGGGCAAAUUCCUGCGCACGUAUUGGCAGCAGAUGCUGCUUCUCCUUGUCUUUUACAAGACCUUCUUAGGCAUUCAUGCGGCAGCUAUUAGAAGUAUGGAGUAUGCAGACAAAUCCACGGAAACCAGUAAUUUGAAGGAGAGGAGGAGUAAAGUUACUUUUUCCUUUUCUUUUACACCCAAAGGCGUCUAUGCGGAUAUGACAUUUCUUUUCUCAUGA